AUGAAAGAUCUAGGAAUCGGAUUAGAUGCAACAGAACGAUAUCAGACAAAAGAAUUGCAAGAGCAAGACCAAGAGGAAGUUCCUGAGUACUGUCAAAAAGACGACGAAAGCGCCAAAAGUGUAGCUGAACAAGAUCCGUAUGAUCUUGAGGUCCUUCGCUCGGUAGAACAAGGAGAUUCCAGAGAUUUUAGUGAACAUUUUUCUGGUGAAGGCGGUGCUCACUUUUUUGCGUUUGUUAAAAUAGCUGAUGCAGAAGAACAACAAACUAAGAAAUUGAGCAAUAACUGUACUUUACGUGUCGCCAUUUCAUGCCAUUAUGCAGCUUCAUUUCCUGACUCUCGAAAAAUGAUCCAACAACAGCAACAUAUGAACCAAAACCAACGUCCUCAACAACAACAUCAGGUGCGACAACGCCAACGCUCUCAGCAACAACAGCAACUUUUUAACCGGAACCAUCGCCCUCAACAACAACAUCAGGUGCGCUCAAUCUCAAUAGAUUCUCUUAACGUUCUUGACUCCAAUGGGAGACCUGAUGUAAAUAUGCCUGACCAGAGAUACCAUGCGGGUGAGGAACCAAUCUUCAUCAAAAGCUGCAAACUCUUUGAAGGCGGCAAGUAUCCACCAAUUGAAGGGUUUGGAUGGGGACCCAGGAAAACAACUUUGAUGUGGCAAUACUAUUCAUUACCUAAGGAGCCUAAUUAUCGUCGAGCUGUCCAUUUUCAUGCUACACAUUCUCAACAUUUUCAAACUCGUGGAACAUCCACUCAACAAUUCCCACCUGUUCAACAGUUUCAUGCUCGAUAUUUGCCUCAACACACUCCUCAACCGCCCCAUAACAUUCCUCAACAAAAUCUAUACUCCCUACAACAACAACCACAACAAACACGAUUUUUCCUACAACCACCACGUCUCAUUCUACGGGAGCCACAACUAAGGGAGCAACAACAACAACACGAGCAACAACAACGGGACUCUCAACAACAACGGGAGCCACAAAUUGAUCCGCGUCGUCAGUUACAGCGUAUACAACUGGCGUACAUGUAUUGA
Molecule: messenger RNA, 1047 nt
Organism: Daphnia pulex (common water flea)
Lineage: Eukaryota; Metazoa; Arthropoda; Branchiopoda; Diplostraca; Daphniidae
Product: transcription factor SPT20 homolog
Exons: 6
Coding region: 1-1047 (348 amino acids)
Source: RefSeq, a predicted model, not a curated record